GAUCAAACACAUCUACAGUCACAGAUUCGACAGUGACCAUCUCAACAACGGUGUUAGAUGAUUCAACGACAUCAGAAAUUUCAAUAUCGACCACUGAAUCAAUCACGAUCUACAGAUUCAAACACAUCUACAGUCACAGAUUCGACAGUGACCACCUCAACAAUGGUGUUAGAUGAUUCAACGACAUCAGAAAUUCCAAUAUCGACCACUGAAUCAAUCACAUCUACAGAUUCAAACACAUCUACAGUCACAUAUUCGACAGUGACCAUCUCAACAACGGUGUUAGAUGAUUCAACGACAUCAGAAAUUCCAAUAUCGACCACCGAAGCAAUCACGUCUACAGAUUCAAACACAUCUACAAUUACAGAUUCGACAGUGACCACCUCAACAAUGGUGUUAGAUGAUUCAAGGACAUCAGAAAUUCCAAUAUCGACCACUGAAUCAAUCACAUCUACAGAUUCAAACACAUCUACAGUAUCAAACACAUCUACAGUCACAGAUUCGACAGUGACCACCUCAACAACGGUGUUAAAUGAUUCAACGGCAUCAGAAAUUCCAAUAUCGACCACUGAAUCAAUCACAUCUACAGAUUCAAACACAUCUACAGUCACAGAUUCGACAGUGACCACCUCAACAACGGUGUUAGAUGAUUCAACGACAUCAGAAAUUCCAAUAUCGACCACUGAAUCAAUCACAUCUACAGAUUCAAACACAUCUACAGUCACACAUUCGUCACAGAUUCGACAGUGA
This is a messenger RNA of Teleopsis dalmanni, 750 nucleotides long. Its product is annotated as mucin-3A-like. The record is from RefSeq and is a predicted model, not a curated record. Bases 58 to 750 code for a protein of 230 amino acids. NCBI's taxonomy places the organism in Eukaryota, Metazoa, Arthropoda, Insecta, Diptera, Diopsidae. The transcript has 2 exons.